GCUCCGUCCGACUCUGCAAUCGAGGCGGUUUCUCCAUAGCGGUAGUCGUUGGCGUGAUCUGUGCUGUACAGAUAUUACCAGGGGAUUGUUAACCAGGCUCAUUGAACAACACUUCAAGCCUCUAUUAUUUAUAGAAAGAUGGAGGAAAUUGGUUUGUCCGUCUCUCCUGAAAAGGUUGAUGAUUCAGUGGGCGAAACAAAGACUGCUUUGAAUCUUGCUUCCAAUUUGUAUGGAAAUUUGGACUCAGAUGACCUGUACACAAAAUACAAGAAGCUGCAGCAGCAGCUCGAGUUCCUGGCCGUCCAGGAGGAGUACAUCAAGGACGAGCAGCGCAACCUGAAGAAGGAGUUUUUGCACGCGCAGGAGGAGGUGAAGCGGAUCCAGUCGGUGCCACUGGUCAUCGGCCAGUUCCUGGAGGCCGUGGACCAGAACACCGGUAUCGUGGGCAGCACCACUGGGUCCAACUUCCACGUGCGGAUCCUGUCGACGCUGGACCGCGAGCUGCUGAAGCCCUCCGCCAGCGUGGCACUGCACAAGCACAGCAACGCGCUGGUGGACGUGCUGCCGCCAGAGGCGGACUCCUCCAUCUCCAUGCUGUCAGCAGACGAGAAGCCGGACGUCUCGUAUGCCGACAUCGGCGGCAUGGAUAUCCAGAAGCAGGAGAUGCGCGAGGCGGUGGAGCUGCCGCUGACCCACUUCGAGCUGUACAAGCAGAUCGGCAUCGACCCGCCGCGCGGCGUGCUCAUGUACGGCCCGCCCGGCUGCGGCAAGACCAUGCUGGCCAAGGCCGUGGCCCAUCACACAACAGCCUCCUUCAUCCGCGUGGUAGGCUCCGAGUUCGUGCAGAAGUACCUGGGCGAGGGCCCGCGCAUGGUGCGAGACGUGUUCCGGUUGGCCAAGGAGAACUCGCCGGCCAUCAUCUUCAUCGACGAGAUUGACGCCAUCGCCACCAAGCGGUUCGAUGCGCAAACGGGCGCCGACCGCGAGGUGCAGCGCAUCCUGCUCGAGCUGCUCAAUCAGAUGGACGGCUUCGAUCAGACCACUAACGUCAAGGUGAUCAUGGCGACGAAUCGUGCCGACACGCUGGACCCGGCCCUCCUGCGGCCCGGGCGGCUCGACCGCAAGAUCGAGUUCCCGAUGCCGGACCGGCGCCAGAAGAGGCUCAUCUUCGCCACCAUCACCGGCAAGAUGAACCUCAGCGACGAGGUCGACCUCGAGGACUACGUGGCGCGGCCGGACCGCAUCAGCGGCGCCGACAUCAACGCCAUAGUGCAGGAGGCGGGCAUGCACGCUGUGCGAGAGAACCGCUACAUCGUGCUGCCCAAGGACUUCGAGAAGGGCUACAAGAACAACAUCAAGAAGGACGACCAGGAGCACGAGUUUUACAAGUAGCCGUGCGUCCGCGCCCGGCUGCUGGGCCGACGCUGCGGCAUACUGUGCUUGUAUGCGGGCAGACGAUCUAUUUGUGUCGGGCGAUGUUUCCUUGUCCCGCGCUUAACAAAUGAAGGGAACGGAAAUACAGCGUCAUCGAGUG
Molecule: messenger RNA, 1534 nt
Organism: Pollicipes pollicipes
Lineage: Eukaryota; Metazoa; Arthropoda; Thecostraca; Pollicipedomorpha; Pollicipedidae
Product: 26S proteasome regulatory subunit 6B
Exons: 8
Coding region: 139-1392 (417 amino acids)
Molecular function (GO): ATP binding; ATP hydrolysis activity
Source: RefSeq, a predicted model, not a curated record